UUUACAAACAUUUUUCAUAUAUGGCAAAAAUAAAUGGAUCGAAAAAUGAGCCGACUUAUCACCACUCUCCCCUUAUAUAAGCGCCUCUCCCCUUUGCUUUGCUCUCUACACCCACCGCCACCGACCCAACCACACACGCAGCUCGCCAUGAAGUGCUUCUUGCUCACCGCCGCGGCGGCGGCGGCCGCCAUCGUCGUGGUCACGUCGGCGGCGGCCUCGUACGACUCGCCCGCGUCUCUCCCCGCCGGCGUCCUCUCGUCGCCUUCCUUCUUGUGGAUCGCGGCGAACGUUAUCGUCGUCUGGCUCGUCUCGUCUUACCGUGGCCACACGGCCGCCGGCGACGGCGAUGGGGUUGGAGAGAGCGGCGGCGGCGGCGUGGACGUGGGGUUGUACACGUCGUCGUCGGGGCAUGGGCAUGACCAUGACCAUGACGACAUGUUUGCUGUGGCGGCGGUUGCGGCCGACCUCGUCGUCGUCGCUGCGGCGCCGGUGGUGACGACGACGGUGGCGAAGAAGAAGCCGUCGCGAGAGGCGAGAGCGGCGAAGAGGAGCACCACCGACCGCCCGCGUGCCCGCAAGGCGGCGGCGUCGGCGGCCAGCGGGGAGACGACGCCGGCCAGACCGGGCGACUGCAGCCCGCGCGACGUCAGCAAGGCGUUGGCCGGCGUGGUACUGCAGACGCCGAGAGGCGCCGCCGCGGCGGUGGGCGCUGCACUCAUGGACACCGUCGACGUCAAGAGGCCGAUCAUCGUCGAGGAGGAAUGGCUAACCUGGGACCUCGCCGCCACGGCGGCGGAGGCCACGGCGAAGCCGGACGUCAAGAAGUCCGUCGUCGAUGAGGAAUGGCCGGACUGGGCCUUCUUCGUCGACGACGACGCCAAGAAUCCCCUCGUUGGGGAGGAAGAAUGGUCGGCGUGGGUCCUCGCUUGCACGGAGGAGGCCAAGCCGGCCGUCGUCGAGAAGAAGCCCGUCGUCGCCGACGAGCCAUGGCCGAGCAGCUGGACCAUCGCCGCCACGGACGUCAAGAUGGCCGUCAAGAAGCCCGUCGUCGUCGAGGAUCCAUGGCGACCACCACCGAGCAGCUGGACCAUCGAAGCCCCCGCCGACGGCGACAAGUGGGCAAUCACGCUCGCCACCGACUUCUCCACGCCCAAGCCUGACGUCGUCGCCGGCGCCGGCGCCGGCGACGACGACGACGACGUGUCCAUGGACUCGAUGUGGCAGACCAUCCUCCAGAGCGGCCGGGCGCGGCCGGUGACCGUGCCGAAGAGCGAGACGUGGGCCACCACCACCGACGAGCAGCAGCCGCGGCGCCGGGAGCGCGCCGCGGCGGCGGCCGUGGCGCGGCGAGAGAUACGCAAGUCGGCGACGGCGACCAACAUGACCCCGCCGCCGUCGCCGCCGCACGUGCGGGCGCCGCCGGCGCCGGCCAGGCGGCCGUGGCGCACCAGGGACGUGCUCCCGGCGAUGCCCAACGACGAGCUGAUGCGCCGCGCCGAGAGCCUCAUCCGGCGCCACCACGAGCAGCUGCGCCUGCAGCGGCAGGAGUCCGAGCAGCGCCAGGCCCUGGAGCUGCAGCGCCGCCGCCCGCUCAUCCGCGUGUAAGUCCGCCGCCGCCGCUCGCCGCCGGCGACGAUGCAUGCAUGCAUGCAAGGCGGUGUGUACAGCAGUAGUAAAAGCUUAGGCAGCAGGGAGGACGUGGCCAUGGUUGUGUGUGCAGCGGUUUGAUGCACUGGCCACAUAGACCUUGAUCCUCCAAUAAUUAUUAGUAGGUUAAUUAGAGUAAUUAGGCUUAAAAAAGGUUUAGAUUUAGGUUUGAUCUGCAUGACUGCAUGCAAGAUUAUGCUUGCAUUUUGAGUGCCUUGAUGAUCUCUGCAUAGGGGAUUAAUGUAACUCGAUCUCUAUGAAUGGAGAGGUAAUUAAGAGCACUUGUUUUUUUUGAAAAAAGUAAUUGUUUUGU
Oryza sativa Japonica Group (Japanese rice) is the source of this 1960-nucleotide messenger RNA. RefSeq lists its product as uncharacterized. Lineage: Eukaryota; Viridiplantae; Streptophyta; Magnoliopsida; Poales; Poaceae. The record is from RefSeq and is a predicted model, not a curated record.